Aspergillus homomorphus CBS 101889 is the source of this 1345-nucleotide messenger RNA. RefSeq lists its product as uncharacterized. The record is from RefSeq and is a predicted model, not a curated record. Bases 490 to 1005 code for a protein of 171 amino acids. The transcript is spliced from 4 exons. Gene Ontology annotation, cellular component: membrane. Lineage: Eukaryota; Fungi; Ascomycota; Eurotiomycetes; Eurotiales; Aspergillaceae.
ACUGACUUCAUGCAGAGGAAACUAUGACGCAUCUGGGGUGGACGGAAACCCAACGCUCUCUCUCACUCUCUCUCCAGUCUUCUCCUCCCAUCGUCCAGUUCACACACGGUUCUCUCGGCACCUCUUUUUUGGGCCAAACGAAAAAGGAAAUGAGCCAAAAAGAAGCAACCAGAAAAAUCAAAAUCAAAUCAAUAACGGCACAGAAGGCCUCUGACGUAAAGGAUACGCUUGUGUUGACUCCGGCCGACGAGGGGUAGACCAUGCAUAUCCCUCGAAUAUAAAAAACCCUGUCCUGGUCACCCUUCGGAUGCAGAGUUCAUUUGAAACCAGUUCAAUCAUCAUUAGAAGAAGUAACAGCCUUCCUCGAGGACUAUCGGGUCGCAUCUGAUAUACAUACCGCCCUUUCUUCCCGGCUACUCUCUCUCUCUACCAGCAACUAUAGCAACUCCUUCAGAUUCUUAGCCGUCUACAGUCAAGAAUAUCCCAGCCAUGUUGCUCUCCACUACCGUGGCGCGUCCACUGCAGCUCCUCACUCGGUUCAUGCAAUGGUCCAGUGCAGUCAUCGUGAUGGGUAUCACCUCCUACUUCAUCCACCGGGGUCCUCGCGGUCAGCACAUCAUCUACCAUGAAGUUAUUUCCACCAUCUCAGUCGUGUUCUUCCUCCCGGCCUUCGUCUCGCCGUUCAUGCCCCAUGCCCUCAGCAAAUUCGUCUUGGCCAUCGACGUGAUCUUCUCCUACCUCUGGCUCACCUCCUUCAUCUUCGCCGCCCAAGACUACAACUGGCGCAACUGCAACGCCAACGCACCCCCGGGCGCCUCCUGCGCCCUGAAGAAAGCCAACGAGGCCUUCAUCUUCCUGACCUUCAUCUUCACCUUCUUCGCCAUUUUCCUCGAAGUCGGCGCCCUCUGGGCCUACCGCCGCGAGAACGCCGGCCCCAUCCGCGAGAAGAACACCGGUGGGGCCCACGGUGGGCCGGCCGAUGCCCCUGUCGCGGCUACCGUUUAAGCGGCUCGCUUUGUUGCCUGCAUAAAUGAUACUGCAAUUCGCCCGUUUCGAUCGCCUGCGUGUUUGGUCUCGGUGUAGCUGGUCGGUUUUAGGACUGGCUGCUGCUGUUGCUGCUGCUGCUGCUGCUCCGGCCCGGGUCCGUCGAGACGGACGAGAGCUCUCGACCUUAUGAUACCAUGUUUUACUUACUACCUACGAACUACUACUACUUAAUAUUGAUGUGCAUAUGUGCAUGACGCUGGAUUGAUGGGUUGAUGGUAAUGGUUUAUGAUGAUGAGUGGGCGGAAGCGGAGUUGUGAGUGAUGUGAAGUAUAUAGAUGGGGAUGGUGGAUGGAUGGAU